Molecule: messenger RNA, 1494 nt
Organism: Myotis lucifugus (little brown bat)
Lineage: Eukaryota; Metazoa; Chordata; Mammalia; Chiroptera; Vespertilionidae
Product: leukocyte immunoglobulin-like receptor subfamily A member 6
Exons: 9
Coding region: 1-1494 (497 amino acids)
Biological process (GO): cytokine-mediated signaling pathway
Molecular function (GO): inhibitory MHC class I receptor activity
Source: RefSeq, a predicted model, not a curated record
AUGGCACAGUUGACAUCCGAUGAAGACGGGAAGGGAUGGCUGAGUCUGGACCAGAGGACCCGUGUGGAGGCAGGGACCCUCCCCAAACCCAGCACCUGGGCUGAGCCAGGACCUGUGAUCCCCUUAGGGACCCCCGUGACCAUCUGGUGUCAGGGGACCCCAAGGGCUGAGGAGUACGGUCUGUAUAAAGGGGGAAGCACAACAUCCUGGUACCAACAGAAGCCACUGGAUCCCGGGGACAGAGCCAAGUUCUCCAUCAGACACAUGAAAAAGCCUGAUGCCGGGAGAUAUCGCUGUUACUAUCUCAGUCCCAGUGGCCAGUCAGAGCGCAGUGACCCCCUGGAGCUGGUGGUGACAGGAGCCUUCAGCAAACCCAGCCUCUCAGCCCUGCCCAGCCCUGUCGUGACCUCAGGAUGGAGUGUGACCCUCCAGUGUGGCGCAGGGGAGGGAUUUAACAGGUUCAUUCUGACUAAGAAAGGAGAUCACAGGUUCUCCUGGGCCCUGGACUCACAGCCACAGCCCAGUGGGCAGUCCCUGGCCCUGUUCCCUGUGGGCCCCGUGACCCCCACACAGAGGUGGAGGUUCAGAUGCUACGGCUGCUACAGAAACAGACCCAAUGUGUGGUCCCUCCCCAGUGAUGCCCUGGAGCUCCUGGUUCCAGGGAAGUCCCGGAAGCCCUCCCUCCUGAGCCAGCAGGGACCCAUCAUGUUCUCUGGACAGAAACGGACCCUCCAGUGUCGCUCUGAUGUCGUCUAUGACAGAUUCGCUCUGCACAAGGAGGGGGGACGGGACCUCCUCCAGAGCCUUGUCCUGCAGCCCCAGGCUGGGCUCUCUCAGGCCCACUUCCCACUGGGCACUGUGAGCAGCUCCCACGGGGGCCGGUACAGAUGCUACGGUGGAUACAACCUCUCCUCUGAGUGGUCGGCCCCCAGUGACCCCCUGGACAUCCUGGUGGCAGGAUUCUACCGCAAACCCAGCCUCUCAGCACUGCCCAGCCCUGUCGUGACCUCAGGAGGGAACGUGACCCUCCAGUGUGGCUCAAGGGAGGAAUUUGACAGGUUCCUUCUCACUAAGGAAGGAGAUCACAGGCUCUCCUGGACCCUGGACUCAAAGCGACAGCCCAGUGGGUGGUCCCAGGCCCUGUUCCCAGUGGGCCCUGUGACCCCCAGCCACAGGUGGAUGUUCAGAUGCUAUGGCAAUUUUGAGAAGCAUCCCCAGGAGUGGUCUGACCCAAGUGACCCCCUGCAGCUACUGGUCUCAGGACCCUCUGGAGGCCCCAGGCCCCCACCCACAGGGCCCACCUCCAUAGCUGGGGAAUGUUAUGACACAAAGGACCGACAAGCCGAAGAGGACAGACAGAUGGUCAGUCAGGAUGUGUCCUACACCCAGAUGAACCUCUUGGCUCUUAGACAACAGACUGGUGCACCCCCAUCCUCCUCAUCAGAGGAACCCCCAGUUGAGCCCAGUGUGUAUACUGCUCUAGCCAUCCACUAG